This is a messenger RNA of Talpa occidentalis (Iberian mole), 2770 nucleotides long. RefSeq names its product zinc finger protein 75D (gene ZNF75D). The record is from RefSeq and is a predicted model, not a curated record. NCBI's taxonomy places the organism in Eukaryota, Metazoa, Chordata, Mammalia, Eulipotyphla, Talpidae. Gene Ontology annotation, biological process: regulation of transcription by RNA polymerase II. Gene Ontology annotation, molecular function: DNA-binding transcription factor activity, RNA polymerase II-specific; RNA polymerase II cis-regulatory region sequence-specific DNA binding.
CCCUCCCCGAGCGGCGGGGACAGGGGCGCGUGGCCUCUCCGUGGGCCCGAGCUGUGUCGGCCACCGAGAAGCUGCCUUUCCCAUCGCAUUAGGGCCAGAGACGCCCUGAGCGAUACCGGCGCCACUUGCGACCAUUUGGGGGCGGCCGCGCGGCGUGCCCUUGGGGAGAAGAUCCACUCGUUGGUUUUAUAUCAGACCUGACAAGGCCUCGGUUGUCAAAGGUGGCACCAGGAAGAUGUCACACACAGGAAUAAAACUUUUCCUAGAGGGGAUGAUAAGGAGACCUCUGAAGGUGAAUGCAUGUGUGUACCCACACUUGGCAGCUUUGUGGGAGACUAAGGAGUCGGCAAAAGAAAGUUCCAGCCAGAAUAAGGAAUCCGGCCCACAAGUGGACAAUGUUGGUCCUGAAAGUGCUCGUUGCCACUUCCGGAGCUUCUAUUACCAUGAAGCACCUGGACCACUCGAGGCAGUCUGCCAACUUCAGCGAUUAUGCCAUCAGUGGCUGAGGCCAGAGAUCCACUCAAAAGAGCAGAUCUUGGAACUGCUGGUGCUGGAGCAGUUCCUGACCAUUCUUCCCAGGGAUGCCCAGAAAUGGGUGCAGAAGUAUCAUCCACAGAACAUCAAAGAGGCUGUAGCCCUGGUAGAACGCUUUCAGAGAGAACCUGGUGGAAUAAGUGAUGAGGUCACAGUCCAUGAGCUGGGAAAGGACGUGCCCUUGGGAGGAACAGCAAUGGUCCAAGGCUUUAAGCUGAAGCCAACAGAGCACCAGCCAAUGGGUGUGUUCCCAUUGAAAGAUUGUUGGAAUACAUACCAGGUACUCCAAGAACACCUGGGCUGGACUCAGAAUAUUCAUAAACAGAAAAGAGAAAUUUUCUCUGGCUCUUUUCCAUCUACAGCUCUGCCUACUCAACAGAUUCUAGCCCUUUCUGGGCAGAAAAACACCAAAAACUGGAAGAUGGUGUCUGAGUUCAUUCUGCCUAAGUUCCAGAGUUUGUUGACAUUUGAAGAUGUAGCCGUGUCUUUUUCCGAGGAAGAGUGGAAAUUACUGGAUCAUACUCAGAAGACCCUUUACAAUGAAGUAAUGCAUGAAAACUAUGAAACUGUCAUCUCUCUAGGGUUAAAGCUCAAAAAUGAUACUGGAAAUGACAAACCUAUCUCUGUUUCUACAGUAGAAAUACAAGCAUCAGGGUGCAAAGUAUUACAAAAGGCCAAAAUGAAAGUUUCUCAGAAAGCAGCAGGCAAAGAAAAUCAUGGUGGUAAAUGCAGAGCACAGAAACGGCAUCAAGCCUUUCCGGGGAAGAAAAGAAGGAAACCUUCAACUUGUAAACAAGAGCUUCCAAAAUGCGUGGAUCUUCAAGGGAAAGGCAAUGUAGAAGAAAAACCUUUUAAAUGUCAGGAGUGUGGGAAAAGCUUCAGAGUUAGUUCUGACCUCAUUAAGCACCAGAGAAUUCACACUGAAGAGAAACCUUAUAAAUGUCAGCAAUGUGAUAAGAGGUUUAGAUGGAGUUCAGAUCUUAAUAAGCACUUAAUGACCCACCAAGGAAUAAAACCAUAUAGCUGUUCAUGGUGUGGGAAAAGCUUCAGUCAUAACACAAAUCUACACACACACUUAAGAAUCCACACAGGUGAGAAGCCCUUUAAAUGUUAUGAAUGUGGAAAAAGGUUUAUUCAGAACUCUCACCUUAUUAAACACCAGAGAACCCACACAGGUGAGCAGCCUUACACUUGUAGCAUAUGCAGGAGAAAUUUCAGCAGGCGGUCAAGCCUUCUUAGACACCAGAAACUUCACAGGAGAAGAGAAUCAUGUCCAGUGUCUCCAGUCUGAAGAAAGUCACCAUAUGGAGCUUGACCCCAGACAUCAUGAAAGAAUACAAAAUUAUGAGGCAUCCAAUGAUAGGAAUCUCAUCAACAGAAAAUUCGGGAGGGGUAUAUAACAUGCUUCACAGAAAAGUGACUACGCUAUUUGUUUUAGUCAGCAUUGUGUCUUCAGUGCCUAGCACAAAAGCGAUCAAUAAUAAAUACUUUAUAAAUAAAGGAAUGAAAUACAGCUUAUCAUAUCUCUAUAGCUAUCUGUGUGGUUAUUCAGCUUCCUCAUCCCCCCCCAAUCUACAUUUUAAAAAUACUAGGUGUUUAGCAAAUACAUGAUGUUCAUGAGCCUUCCCCAGGAGAGAUGGACUUUAAAGUAUCCAGGUCCUUAGAAGUGAGUGCAGAGAGAAUUACUAAGUUGUUGACAGUUUCUAUGGCUAACAUUCUCUUUGCAUGAAAAACCAAGCCCAGGGCAAGAGAGGAUUUGUUGUUUGCUCUGGAAGACAUGUCUCCAUUAUAAUUGCCUCUACCCUGAGUGCCCUCUUUGCAAUGUUUUCUGUCCAGAAAUUCUAGGCAGCAGGUGAAGGCCUGAAUGCCAAUAUAGACCUAUGAAUCUUACAAGCACUUGAUAUCUCCUUAUUCUUUCAACACUGAGGUAUAUAGGAUGAAAUUAUAAAGAAAGCAGUGUGUGGUAUCUCUCCCUUUGUGGAAAGCACAGGGAAGUAAUAAAUGGUGUUUUGUUUUGUUUUUUUAAUACACAUAGGGUAAGGUAUGGGGAAAGAAGGCUGGAGUUUCCAUUCCCUUUCUGGGAGAGCCACUCUCCCAGCACCACUGUGUGCUGACCAACCUAGAAACUCUGAAACCUACCUGUAUCUUUGGGAAUUUUUAUGGAGGCGUCACCACAUCUGCAUGAUCAUUAACUUGUUUUUCAGUCUAGUUCUCCUCCCUGGAGGAUGGGGGUUGA